Cladophialophora bantiana CBS 173.52 is the source of this 570-nucleotide messenger RNA. RefSeq lists its product as uncharacterized. The coding region runs from base 1 to 570 and encodes 189 amino acids. The record is from RefSeq and is a predicted model, not a curated record. The transcript has 3 exons. NCBI's taxonomy places the organism in Eukaryota, Fungi, Ascomycota, Eurotiomycetes, Chaetothyriales, Herpotrichiellaceae.
AUGACCCUACGUGAACUGGUGGAGGUGCAGAAUCUCAAGAAACGGAUGGCUGACGACCGCCAAGGACAAAUCAACAGGCUAUUUCGCUGGUCUCAGCUUCGACGACCAGCAGUCAGAGCUCGGAUCUUGAACUAUUGGUGUGAUCUAACAGAACCCACGAACGCUGUGGAACCUUGCCCGGGCAGUGCGACUCCUACGACGGUUCACCACGCAUCGAUCGAAAUAAGCAUCACUCCUGCGGCAAUCUUGGCUCUCCACGAUACAAGUCUGGCACGUUAUGCUACUGAGUCCCACCCGGGUGCAUUGGACCUCUUGUGGGUCUACGGCAUAGGAGCUUAUGUGGAGCAGGCGUCCCUGACCCAUAUCCUUCGAAACAAGCCCACAUUUUGGAUACUGUAUACUGCUGACCGAGUAGACGUUCGAUGGUUUUCUGUUCGAUUCGGAACUCUGGCCCGGAGAUUUGGCUAUCGACAGUAUCUAGAUGUGGCUCUGCUCUUUGAAAAGAGCUACGUCCACAUCUCAUCGCUGCAGGACCCAACCCUGAGCAAGAUAUUCAAAUUUGACGGUUGA